Molecule: messenger RNA, 532 nt
Organism: Porites lobata
Lineage: Eukaryota; Metazoa; Cnidaria; Anthozoa; Scleractinia; Poritidae
Source: the annotation of a GenBank genome assembly
AUGGACCCCGAUCCUGACCCAGUCCCCGUGUUUUCAUUUACUCCCUCCCGAUCGAGCUUCAGGAGUGUAAGAUCGUGUAGUUUAACCUCCCUUACUAUUUUUUAGAACAAACUGCAAAGAGAGAAUAGAUCCAAGACAGGAGUAAAUUUGCCGAGUCGUCAGCGGUGCGAAUGAAUACGAUCAUGUAACACCCCUCUUAAAAAGCCUGUCUUGGUUGCCUGUUAAGGACCAACUGUACUAUCGCCAUGCUAUUAUAGCCUUCAAAUGCAUGACCGGUUAUGCCCCUGGAUAUCUUGCAUCCCAAUUUAUUACCCGUGAGCAAGUUAGCGAACGAACAACUCGGAGUAGCCAAAAGCUAGACAUCCCUCUUUUCAGAACUGCCUCCGGACAGAGAACCUUUUAUUACAGGACUGUUAAACUUUGGAACAAAGUGAACAAUGUGGAAUCUUUUGUUAAGUUAAGCCCAUCUGUUGAAAUUUUUAAACGUUCCUUAAGGAGCCAGCUUUUAGAUAAUUUUGUAAAUACUUCUUAG